GAAAACAGAAGAGACAAAAUUAAAAAAGAAAAAUAAUAAAAAGAGGGAGAAAUAAAAAGAAAGAGGGAACAUGGUUGUUGAAGAAUGAUCUCAGACACAGAACCUGAAGAACACGCCAACGCGGCCACCGUUGCCGGAAAAUCCUCUGCCGGUUUUUCCUUUGAUGAUCAUCUCGCACCGCCGGCAGCUCCAAACAUUGUCAUGUCCUCCAAGGAUCACGAUUCUCUCUUCAGUGGUGGCGGUAUCAGCCUUCUGUCUGGAAGUCGAAAUGGAAGGUUCAGCUAUGGAUAUUCCAGUUUCAAGGGUAAAAGAUCUUCAAUGGAGGAUUUUUUUGAGACCAGAAUAUCAGAAGUUGAUGGUCAGAUGGUUGCCUUUUUCGGUGUUUUUGACGGUCACGGAGGUUCUCGGACUGCAGAAUACCUGAAAAACAAUUUGUUUAAGAAUUUGAGUAGCCAUCCCGAUUUUAUCAAAGACACCAAGACCGCAAUUGUUGAAGCAUUUAAACAGACAGAUGUUGAUUACCUCAAUGAGGAAAAAGGACAUCAAAGGGAUGCUGGGUCCACUGCAUCAACAGCUGUAUUGUUGGGUGACCGCAUUCUUGUUGCAAAUGUUGGCGAUUCCCGAGUAGUUGCGAGUAGAGCUGGUUCAGCUGUUCCUUUGUCCGUUGAUCACAAACCUGAUAGAUCUGAUGAGCGUCAAAGGAUUGAGCAGGCUGGGGGAUUCAUAAUUUGGGCAGGAACCUGGAGGGUUGGUGGUGUUCUUGCUGUUUCUCGUGCAUUUGGAGAUAAACUUCUUAAGCCAUAUGUUGUUGCUGACCCAGAAAUUCAGGAGGAAGAGAUUGAUGGUGUAGAUUUUAUAAUAAUAGCUAGUGAUGGUCUUUGGAAUGUCAUAUCAAACAAGGAAGCGGUGUCUUUGGUACAAAAUAUCACAGAUGCGGAAGUGGCAUCCAGAGAACUAAUUAAAGAAGCAUAUUCACGAGGAAGCUCAGACAACAUCACUUGUGUUGUUGUUCGAUUCGAUCUAUCCUGAUUUGCCUCUAUGCUUGGGUAUCUGUUAUUUCUAACUGAAUUCCGGAGUAUAGAAAUCAUAAACGGGUGUGAAGGCUUACUUUGUUUUCAAAUGAGUUACUUCUGUUAAAUUAUUUUCAUUAUGAUAUUCCAACACUGUAAAUUGUUUCAUCUUCAAGAUACUCCUAGCUAGAAAAAUGGGAAUACAUGUAGAUGCAUUUGAUUUUACCCUUGAAGGCUCUAUCUCUAGGACUCAGCUAGUUAAUGUGGCCCUCUGAACAGCUAAAGUGCAGUAUUUUGUAUGGUUAUGUUGAUACAGUCUCUCAUAGCAUGUUUGGAUUGAUAUUAAACACACAAUCUGAAGCAUGUCAACCUAGAACCUAAAUCUUUUGGAUUCUCUCUUGAAGUGAUUAUAUAUGUGUUUUUAGUACAACUUAUGUUAAGUCCUUGUAAAAUUGUCAAUAUUUAGUUAUAGUCUUCAAAUUUUUAAA
Molecule: messenger RNA, 1498 nt
Organism: Lotus japonicus
Lineage: Eukaryota; Viridiplantae; Streptophyta; Magnoliopsida; Fabales; Fabaceae
Product: probable protein phosphatase 2C 11
Exons: 8
Coding region: 85-1029 (314 amino acids)
Biological process (GO): protein dephosphorylation
Cellular component (GO): cytosol; nucleus
Molecular function (GO): protein serine/threonine phosphatase activity; cation binding
Source: RefSeq, a predicted model, not a curated record